CCUCCUCCUCCUGCCGCCCAGGAUAGCGGCCGCGCUCCGCUGCGGCAUGAGCUGAGCCAUGCAUUCGGGGAACAGCACGGGAGCGACGAGCCGCUCGCAGCCCGCGGCGGCGGGGCACGAAGUGCCCGGCGAGCGGCCGCUCUUCAGCGCCGGCACCUACGAGCUGCUGGCGCUGCUCAUCGCCACCAUCGGCACGCUGGGCGUGUGCAACAACUUGCUGGUGCUGGUGCUCUACUACAAGUUCAAGCGGCUCCGCACGCCCACCAACCUCUUCCUCGUCAACAUCAGCCUCAGCGACCUGCUGGUGUCCGUCUGCGGCGUCAGCCUCACCUUCAUGUCCUGCCUGCGGAGCCGCUGGGUGUGGGACGCCGCCGGCUGCGUCUGGGACGGCUUCAGCAACAGCCUCUUCGGAAUUGUUUCAAUUAUGACUCUCACUGUUCUUGCCUAUGAACGCUACAUUCGAGUAGUCCAUGCAAAAGUGAUUGACUUCUCUUGGUCUUGGCGGGCUAUCACAUACAUUUGGCUUUAUUCAUUAGCCUGGACUGGAGCACCUCUUUUGGGCUGGAACAGAUACACACUGGAAAUUCAUGGCUUAGGUUGCUCAAUGGACUGGAAGUCAAAGGAUCCCAAUGAUACUUCCUUUGUGCUACUUUUUUUCCUGGGCUGUCUGGUAGCACCUGUUGUGAUCAUGGCCUAUUGCUACGGCCAUAUUCUAUAUGCAGUAAGAAUGCUUCGAUGUGUGGAAGAUUUUCAGACUUCUCAAGUGAUUAAACUUCUAAAAUAUGAAAAGAAAGUGGCUAAAAUGUGUUUCUUAAUGAUCUCUACUUUCCUUAUUUGUUGGAUGCCUUAUGCAGUCGUCUCCCUCCUAGUAACAUAUGGCUAUAGCAACCUUGUAACUCCCACAGUAGCUAUCAUCCCAUCUUUCUUUGCCAAAUCAAGUACUGCUUAUAAUCCAGUCAUCUACAUCUUCAUGAGUAGAAAGUUUCGGCAAUGCCUUUUGCAACUCCUGUGCUUUCGCUUGAUGAGAUUUCAGAGGACCAUGAAAGAGCCUUCAGGAGCAGGGAAUGUCAAACCGAUACGACCAAUAGUGAUGUCUCAGAAAGUAGGGGACAGGCCCAAGAAGAAAGUGACAUUCAGCUCUUCCUCCAUCAUUUUUAUUAUUGCCAGUGAUGAUGCUCAGCAAGUAGAUGAUAACAGCAAACACAAUGGGACAGAAGUAAAUGUCAUCCAAGUAAAGCCUCUAUAGGGAUGAGCUACAUAAACAUUAGAAUCUGAUGAACUCCAGUCAGUGACUGUUUGGGCUGAAGACUGGUUUCAGUGAUAGUGCCCGUGGUCAGCCAAAGGAAGUCAUAUUAAACUGUGAAAUACUGAAGUAAUUCUGCAUCAGAAGCUCUGUAGGCAGUUCAGUUUUGGUCACGAUAUAGAUAUCUUCACAUCUGUGCCAAACUUGAUGAAUGUUUUUAUUCUGAACUUUCUUAAAGCAUAUCAUAGUGCUUAAUGGAUUGUACUCUGCCUGGAGGCUCAUAAAGAGAGAAAUCCUGCUGGGGUCUUUGCUGGGACCUGUCCAUCUUUACCAAUGACUUGGAGAGGUGACAAGUGCAUUCUUGUCAGCUUUGAAGGUAACACUAGACUGGGCAUGAACAAUCUUUAGACUCAAGGAUGGGACUGCCAUUCUGGAGAACGUGGUCAGGUUGAAGGAGUAAGCUGACAGAAAUGUUACUAUAUUCAACAAGGACAAGUGCAGAGUCCUGGGCUUGAGGAAGAGCCAUGUGCAGCACAGCAGGAAAGGCCCUGGAUGCCUGGGAUGUAGCUCUGUGUAAAAGGACCUGAGCUCCUGCGUAGCAACAAGCAGGGCAUGAGCCUGCAGUGUGCCCUGGGAACAAGGGCACUGGCAUUCUGUGCUACACCGACAAGAGCAGAGCCUGAUAGAUUGAGUGAAAUGAUUAUGCCCCUCAACUCAGCUGAACAAUCCUAUCUACACUGCAUCCAAUUUUGGAACCUCCAGUACAAGGAAGGCUCCUGUAAACUGGAGUGAAUUUAUUGGGUCUGCCAAAAUUGUCAGGGUUUGGAGCACUUGGCCUGUGGGGACAGUCUGGAGCUAUUUGCAUUGAUGAAGCCUGGAGAAAAGAAGUCUUCAGGGGAAUGUAAUGGCAACCUUCCAAUAGUGACAAAGCAGUUUUCAAGAAGAUGGAACCAGGCUGUUCAGGGUGAUACGUGCUGAAAGGAUAAGGGAUGAGCAUGAACAGAAAGGAAAUAAAAAAAAGCUUUUUAACUCUGAGAACAGCCAAGCAACGGGUUAGACUAGAGAAUUCCUAAGGUUCUUUGAGCCGAAGUUAUCCUAUGAUUUCCUAAACUGCCAGCACUUCCAGUGCACAGAGUUCUUAGGAAUGAGGGAGAAAUAUUUGAAAUUGGCUGGGUUUAGUUUACUUUACUUGAUGCUUUGCAGGAAAGAAAAAAAAAGAAAAAAAAGUGAUAUCCACAAUGAUUGGGGCAGUGGUAAAACCAAAAGCCACCUUAAGGCUGUGCAUAUGUACUCAGCAAGCCAUUCUGUUCUUGCUCCCUGGAGGAACUCUUGAGUUGUGUUGUGAGAUACAAGUCAUACAAAUCAAAGCUCAAAUGAAAAACAGUCAGUGAAAAAGGAUUACCAGUUUUGUUUUAUUUUUGCUUCUUUGUUUAAAUAUGUACUUCAUGCAUCUUUAUCCCACAUCCAUUUAUGAUAUAUAUUUAACAGGAGCCUUGUACUACAUUAAUGCUAAUCUGCUCUGGCACUUUGGGAAAGUAAUGACUAAAGAAGAGCAGGGGAACUUUUGCCUCAUUGUAGUGUGAGUAAUGAUUGUCCUAUUUAUUGUUUAGUAAACAGAACGGAAACAUUCUGAAAAAUUUUUCUCACCUUUGUAAAUGUUGAUGAUAUCAGUUGACAGUGGGAUUCUGCUCUGGGCAGGGCUGCCUGUCAUGUUGGAUGAGUAAGUUUGAGAACUAAUUUUGAGUUAUGGGAGCUGAUUCUCAGUCACAUCCAUUACGCUGAUACGAUUUAUUUGCUUCAGUUUAAUAAAUGUGCAUUGUGAAUCUGCAACAUGCAGCUUUUCCAUCUUGGUGAAAACUGUGACAGAAGCUAUUAAGAAACUACUUGCUUCUUCUAAGGGUAAAUCUUUGAGAGGUAUAAAGGCAGUGUGAAGAAUAACUGCUAUGACCAGGAGCCAUUGAUCUCAUGGUCAAGACGAAAACUUCAAAUAAAGGAAAAUCAGACUCCAAAUACAGAACCUUUUGGCCUCGAUCAUUGAGGAUAUCACAGUAUUCCUGGGAGUAGGGAUUGAUGAUCUCAACUCAAAAUAUAUGUUUGUGCACGUGCUUUUGAAAAGGCAAAUUACUCAUACAUGCGCCACUCUAGAACAUCAGCACUGGCUCUGCGUCAUGUUUGAAAGUACUUUUAGAGUGCACUCUGUUUUCUAGAUUAAAUCGCAAGCUAAGAGAAAACAUAUCUACUCAUCUUUCAUGUUAUUUUUGUUUUGCUGUAAAUGCAUAGAUAAAUUAUCCUAGGAUGUCAAGGGUUCGCCAUUAUAAAAAGCAUAUUCAUUUCAAUGCCAACAACUUUGUUUUCAGCUAAUGAUCACUGCAUCUGUGCACUUUUAUAUUUGCAAAAAGAGAAAGAUGUACCCUAGCAUUGCAUACAGUGAUUCCAUCCUUUUAACAAAAUGUUUUAUAUCUUAGUGUUUCAUGUAUGUUGAGCCUUCAAUAAGUGAUUAAAUUUAUUUUAUUUAUAGUAAUGUGUUCUCAGUGAAAUAUUUUUUUCCCACAGAGAGGAAGAUGGUUUAAUAUCAUCACCUGUUGGAGGCAGCUUGAAGGGUAUCAUUAGGCACUAAAAAAAACCAAUAACAUUUCAAGAAUGCAAUUGAUAUUUUGUAGAACAAAUACGAAUUUGGUGUAAGGAGAAACUGUUCAGAUUUCCAAAACUAAAUUUUAAGUAAUUCAGAGUACUGUACUCGGAAUUUUUAAUAAUUCAUGUAAGACAAGAUAUUUACUGUGACAAUACCCUGGACAAUUAAAGUUAUAUUACAAUAUGGGAAAACUAAUCAAUAAAAACUAUUGUAAAUUUGUAUUUUGGCUACUUAAUGUAAAUUGGUGGCCUAAAAUGGUAAAAUUUGUAAACUGUUUAAAGUAACUUGUUCUUGCAGCCCUGAAAAAUGUCACUAGAUUUACAAGCACUGCUAUGUGCAGUUAGUAUGCUGCGGUCCCAGUUAUUCAUAUCUUAAGUGCAACUGUUUUCUGUGAGUAUCUGCAGCACUGACACAGAAUUCACACCCUGCUACAGAAUUUAAGUAUUGUAAUGUUCGAUCUUGAAAGCAUCACCAGACUUAUUAUUUUUACUAUUAUUUUGUGUGUGUGUUAGUGGAAAAGUAUGCAUGAUGAUUCAGCUAGAAUGUUGUUUGUAACCUCUGAAGUGCAGGAGCCUGAAACAGUGAAACUGUCUCCCAACAGCCAGUAGUGCCUCCACACUCUGAGAUACAUUUCUACAUCUCUUGCAUAUGCUCUGUUUUGAGGCAGCCAUGAAUCUAAGGCUGUGUGUCUAUGGCCCUGCCAACACAAGGCCUCUGCUGCUGCCCUAAAUUUCAUGAGGACUGGAAACUAUGGGAUAUGUGAUGCAGAUCUGCUGCAGUUUUAUGACCUCCUCCUUUCUCUGCUCCUAGAAUGUGCUAGAUUUAUGCUGAAUGUAAAUGUCUUCAUGCAGAAAAGUUGGGUUUAUAGUACUGAAAUAUUAUCUUUCACCACAGCGAUUAAAUCUGUGAGGCAAUCAGUAUUCACAAACAUUAUUCUUCAUGUAUCUGUCCUUUCCAUAACAGCAGUAGAAGACAAUGCUGUUUCCUGCCAAAAUACUUCAGGAACAGCUAAGUGAAAUGGAUAUUCAAGUGUUGUGUAGUGUUCUUUAUGGAUGGUUUAGCACAGCUUUUAAGAAUAUAUUUAUUCUGAGCUUGUAUCAACAGCUUUCAUCUCAAUAACAGAAUUUGGUGUGAAGUUUUGAGAUUCAAAGAAAUGCGAGGAUGGAGCAGAGAAGGAAUGGGAGCAUAGAAGUGUGUUAGUAGUUGGGAGUACUUUUCCUCAGGGCCGGGAAGUAGUGAUGAUGCUUUUGUCUUUGAUGAGACAGGCAUCCACUAAUUUCAUCAAUUACAGUACCUAUCACUGCUGAUGUGCUUUGGAAAGCUUCUUCUAUAAAAUAUAAAGAGAGUGCAUUCAUUUAUCAGAAGAAAAUAAUCUGAAAAAUUAAGAGUCAAAGAUCUGUGAAGAUCUUAGUGUGGAAGACACUACAGACUCGAAGCCUGAGAAAACAAUUUGUUACUCUUUUCAGACCUUAGUGAAUAGAAGUGGCAAUGGAAAAAGAAGGAAUAAGCAGUAUGGAAUUUUUUACAUUAUGUUUUGCAGAAAACUUUUUUUAAAAAGUUGGCAGUAGCAAAUGGCUUAAUGGAGAAGGUUCAAGAAAAAACACAUAGAUGAGUAACAGAUCUGUAGGCCUGGAUGAUAUGCGCAGAAUGGCAGUGAUGGAUGUGGAAUUUGCUUUUCUCAGCAGCAAAGAUGUAUUUA
Messenger RNA from Lagopus muta (rock ptarmigan), 5574 nucleotides. RefSeq names its product opsin 3 (gene OPN3). The record is from RefSeq and is a predicted model, not a curated record. The transcript has 4 exons. Gene Ontology annotation, molecular function: G protein-coupled receptor activity. Lineage: Eukaryota; Metazoa; Chordata; Aves; Galliformes; Phasianidae. The coding region runs from base 59 to 1246 and encodes 395 amino acids. Gene Ontology annotation, cellular component: photoreceptor outer segment; membrane. Gene Ontology annotation, biological process: G protein-coupled receptor signaling pathway; visual perception.